Vanderwaltozyma polyspora DSM 70294 is the source of this 2727-nucleotide messenger RNA. RefSeq names its product Ase1p (gene ASE1). Lineage: Eukaryota; Fungi; Ascomycota; Saccharomycetes; Saccharomycetales; Saccharomycetaceae. Gene Ontology annotation, biological process: microtubule cytoskeleton organization; mitotic spindle midzone assembly. Bases 1 to 2727 code for a protein of 908 amino acids. Gene Ontology annotation, cellular component: mitotic spindle midzone; spindle; cytoplasm. Gene Ontology annotation, molecular function: microtubule binding. The record is from RefSeq and is a predicted model, not a curated record. The transcript has a single exon.
AUGAGAUCAAUUCGAUAUUCCAGUAAUAGAAAAAAAAUCUAUUCAAGAGACAAUUAUACUGAUCUUGGGAAUUCAAACAACGCAUCAAUGACUGUUGUGGUGAGCACACCAACUAUCAAGGGUGAAGAUACCUUGUAUGCUAAUUCAGAUUGCUUAAGGUUAACUCCUGUGAAUUUAAAUUGUCUAACUUCUCCAAUAAGAAGUACAAGUAAAAAUAAUGAUGAAACUGUUACUUCAAAUACCAUAUACACUGAAAAUUUCAAUUUGAUAUCUAGACAGUUGGAGAAACUGCUAGAAGAUUUAAAUGUUAUAUACAAUAGGAUUGGAUACUCAAAUUCUGAGAUACUCAAUAAAGAAAGAUUGAUCUUCAGUACCUUAUCUGAUUCCAUUACAGAAUAUUUUGAACAAGCUGAUAAAGAUAUGAAUGAACUUAUAACAGGGAAUCACAUAGAACAAGAAAUGUUGAACAAGAUUUUAGAUAUCAUUAACGAUUCUAAUGGGACUCAAACUAUACCAGAUCUAUACAUUAGGAAUUCGAUAUUAAUACAACAAAGUAAAACUGUCCCUUUAUCUCCUAAAAAAGAAGCAUCUCUGUUGAGUAAGAGAAAGGUUUUAAAGUCAGCAAGAAGAUAUAUUUUCAACUCCUAUAUACCCAAACUUUUGAAAUUUUUACAGAAAGCAAUUGUAUUACAGAAAUUAAUGUCUUCAAUAAAUGAUAACAGAGAAAAAGAUUUUAUUCCCCAAGGUGCUUAUGAUAUUAUAUCUAAUAUUCCAUCACUGGAUUUGAUGAAAAAUUUACUAGAAAAAAUUAAUGAAUCAAAAGACAACUUUGAGAUGAUAUCAACUCUGAUUCAAGAUAAUAAUAAAUUGUUACUAGAUGAUGAAUGUUUCCAUGAUAUAUCAAAAAAAAUGUUAGAUAAUAUUUCAGAGACAACGGAAAUUUUUGAAAAAGAAUACGAUAACAGAUUGACAUUAAUAUGUUCAAUUGCCAAAAAAAUAUCGAAACUAAUAACUGAUUUGAAAAUCGACGAGAAUACUCUUGAUCUUGAGACAGCUAAUAACAUAAGAAUUUAUGCAGAAUACAAAUUAACUAAUACUGAAGAUAGAAUACUGGUACGAACAAGUAUUAUAAAGAAAUUAGAAAAGAUACUGCAGAAUUAUGAAUUGAUAUAUAAUGAAAGACAGGAACAAAGAAAUGAGCUAUUGUUAAAAUGUCAGUCCCUAUGGAUCAAGCUCAAAGUUCCUGACCAUCAAAUAAACGAAUUUAUUGAAAAUAAUCAAGGACUUUCUGUACAAGUUAUAAACUCCUAUCAGAAUGAACUAAGUAGACUGGAAAGCAUGAAAAAGAAAUUGAUUAAGACAUUGAUCGUAGAUUCAUGGACAAAAAUAGAAGAAUUAUGGUCGACUUUACAGUAUACUGAUGAAGAAAAGUCUAGUUUUGUAACGAAAUUCGCCAAUCUUAAACAAAAUGCAACAACAUUAAAAGAUGAUGAAGAAUUGUUGGAUGUAUGUGAAAAUGAAUCAAAAAUUCUUGAAAAAAAAUUGGCAGUAUACAAACCAGUCUUAGAAUUAUAUGAAGAAUUUAAAUCAUUACAGGAUGAUAACAUAGCAUUGGAAAAAAGUUCAAAGGAUUCUUCAAGGUUGUUAUCAAGAAAUUCUCACAAAAUAUUAUUACAGGAGGAAAAGACAAGAAAAAGGAUUACAAGACACUUCCCUAGAGUAAUUGAAGAAUUAAAAAUUAAAUUAGAUGAGAUGGAAGAGUUAUUUGGUAAACCAUUUAUGGUGCAAGGGAAAAAGCUAUAUACAAUCGUGCUUCAACAAGAAGAAGAAUUGAUAAGUAAAUACCCAAGGAUUCGUCUAAAUACAAGUACGAGGAAGAAACCAAGUCCAUCAAGGAAAUCUUCGAGAGAUCUAGCUGAGAAUAAACAACCGAUAAGUUUAAAAGUGGAAAAGCGUAAAAGCCCAAGUAUACAAGGUUCUAAUAUAAACACAACAAUUUCGGCUGAAUAUGGCAUGGUACAUAAAACUCCAAUUCGUGCUGAGUUAAGUUCGACAAUAGAUACUUCAACAAUCUUAUCAAAAUUAGAUGAUAGUCAUAAUUAUAACAGGUACAUGAAAACUACAAGAUUGAUUAGUCCACCAAAACAAAUGACACGUCUUUUACAGCCUACCAUUAUCAGUAAAAAAGAACCAUCUAAUAUAUUAGAAGAUAACGAAAAUGAAGAUAAUAUAGAUACUUAUACAUCCUCGAAGAAGCCAUUAAAGGCUAGAAAUGGGUAUAUUCACCCAACUCGAUUAUUCCCAAUUUCCAUUAGUAAAUUAAAUCAAAAGGGGAGUCAGAUUCCAGUAUUAAUCAAAAAUUUAAAUGAAAACCCUAAUGUGUCUGAAAGGGAAGGUGAAAAGGAAAACGUUCAACACAAUUUGCUAGAUACAAAUGAAAAACAACAUUUUAUUCGUGGAGGUGCAUUGAUAAAGAGUAAUUAUAGUAGUCCAUAUAGAGAACCUGACAAUAGUAUUUAUAAGAUUUCUAUGUCACCAGAUGGGAAGUGUCAGUUAAAUGUCCAAGAUGGUGUAGAUAGUGGAGUAGACGACACAAGUAUAAUGGAUGAAGAUAAUGAUAAAAUAUUUAUGACAUGGAAAAGAGAGCAACUUUCGAAACUUAACGGCAUUACUAAUUCUAAUAUUUUACCGGAGGAACAUAUUAAUUGGAGUACUGACGUAUUAUAA